AUGUCAUCUCCUCAAAUCAAUAAUGUCUUGAUCCUUAACAACAUCAACACUAACAACAACAACAUCCCCUCUCCCACCACCUCUUCACCUACCACCUCCACUUCCUCAAUCAAUGAUGGUAGUGCUUCUCCUACCAUUUCACCUCAACAAGCUUCUGCUAAUAAUAAAAAAAGAACUCGUGCUACUCCUGAACAACUUGCUAUCUUGGAAGAUACCUUUAAAACAAAUACCUCGCCAAACUCAAAAGUUCGUGAAGCAUUAGCUGAAAAGGUCAGCAUGUCGGAACGCUCAAUUCAAAUCUGGUUCCAAAAUCGUCGUGCUAAAAUGAAGGCCGUGCAAAAACGUGCCCAUUUAAUGAUCAAUCAAGAAUCCUUGAAUCAUUUCAUGACUUGCAUGCCACCAAGCUACGGUAACAUAUAUCCUUUCCGCAUGCCCAUUCAUCAACAUCCUCAACGAAUUGCCUUACCAAAUGUUGCUUUUUCUGCCGGUAUGAGACCACAACCAAACAUAUCUAAUAAUCAACCUCAACCUCAACAACAGUACACACCUCCAUUACAACAGUACUCACCUCCACAAGAGUUUAUUACUCCUUCGGCCUUUAAUAAUACAAGUGUGACAUUGAUGCCAUGUGAAACUCUCACAAUUGGUACUUGGAGAAGAAUCUUGACCAUCCAAGAACCAAAAGAUUUAUUAUGUUAUUAUACCCUUCCACAAGAUCUUAUCACUUAUCAUAUCACCAAUGAUAACACCCACUUCAAAAUGGAAUUUCCUUUUGUUGACAUCACUUCAAUUGAAUACAGACCCAUCGAUGAAAGCACCAGCCAGCUCGCUAUAGAAGUUAAAGACACCCCAAGGUUCUUUAUGGAAUCUCCACAUGGUAAAUGGAACAUGUGCAAAGAUUUUACUGAAGAUAGGCAAGCAUCUAGACACAUGAGACAUGUUAUCAAGGGCAGAUCUGCUUUCAUGAAACCUGCUCUCAUCAAACUCAUGCAAGAUAACUCUGAUCUCGCAAAAGUUGUUACAAUACUUGAUUCUCCAAAUAAUGCCUCCUAUCCUUCACCUUCAUCAUCUAUAACUGAUAGUCAAAUCAAUAAUGCUGUUAACGGUGACAAUAAAAACAUCAUCAAUAAUGAUAUAAUGAUGGGUCUACAACAAUUACAACAAAACAAUGAUCAACCAUUACGUCGCUCUUCAUUCCCAGUCCCAGCCAAUAACAACAAUAGUUUUAUUAACGGAAAUUCAAUUAAUAAUGACAAUGGUUUAUGUAUUAACGGUUUGAGCAUUAACAACAAUAGUAGCAGCGCAAAUGAAUUAUUACAAAAUAUUCAUCGUCUCCGUCGUUCACCAACAAUCAUCCAAUCAUCACCAUUACUAAAUCAACAUCCAUUUGUAGGAUUCCAAUCGUCUCAUAAUCUUAGUCAUCUCCAAAUGGAUUCUGAAACAUCAACAAUAUUAUCUGAUGAACAAAUAGCCGCUUCAAUGAUUUCAUUUAAUGACGAUACAUCAUUUAUGAGUGGUAUGAAUUUGGAAGAUCCUUGGGGUAGCGACAUCGCUUCUUUCUUUAAAGAAAGGCCUAGGAGAAAUUAUGAUGAAGUUAUUGCUAGACUUGAUAGGAUUGAUAAUGAAGUUAUUGCUAGACUUGAUAGGAUUGAUAAUGAAGUUAUUGCUAGACUUGAUAGGAUUGAUGAUGAAUUUAUUCCUAGAUUUGAAAGUAUUGAUAGGAUUGAUAAAAAUAUUGAAGAUAUGAAGAGAGAAACAACUUCAGUACCCAUAUCAAAAAUAACUGAAGGAUAUUGGAUGAAGAUUCAAGAAUUUACUGGUCUUGAUUACCAAGCAACGACAUGUGAAAUAGAGUUUCCAAACCUUGAUUUAGAUUUGGGUAAUGAGAGGAUUGAUGCUUUUGGAUGGGAGGAUGCCAUAGAAAGAUCACAAAGUGAUAGAUACAAACCUCACCUCACAAGUAUACUCAAACUUGCCUCAUUUCAAAAACUUGGACUUUAUGAUCCAGCUGGAGAUGAUAGUUUUCUUAGUACAAGUACUGAUAUCUUACCAAUAAGACUUUCUGGAACAACAGACUUAGUUAUAGUGGACAGGCAUUCUAUUGCUCCUCAAGCCCAAGAGAAACAUAUCCGAGUCCUCUUUGAGCUAAAGAAGGUUGUCAAUAAGAAACACACAUUUCAAACCAUGGCAGUGCUAAUUUCCGCAGAUUUAAAAUCAAUAUAUCCAGUCUUGGCUGUGUUAACCGAUCUGAUAGAUGAUUGGCAUUUUUUUUGGAUUAAAGAAAAAAUUAUUAUGAGGCUUACUCUUUCUAGAGCUAACUCUGUGGCAUUGUUACGACAUAAUCUUACAUUGGCGAAUGAUGAAUUGAUAGAAUUGGUGAAUCGAGCAUCAUCUGGACUCACAUGUGUAACACAAGAAAGCACUGAAAUGAAUAUAGAAUCAAGCUCUUCUGAAGUAGGAAACCCAUUACCAAAAAGACAGAAGCUUAGACAUGCUAUUACAACUUCUAAUGUAAGUUCAGAUAUAGCUCCAAUGGAAGAUUUUUUUGAUA
Messenger RNA from Entrophospora candida, 2551 nucleotides. The record is from the annotation of a GenBank genome assembly. NCBI's taxonomy places the organism in Eukaryota, Fungi, Glomeromycota, Glomeromycetes, Entrophosporales, Entrophosporaceae.